Molecule: messenger RNA, 643 nt
Organism: Guillardia theta CCMP2712
Lineage: Eukaryota; Cryptophyceae; Pyrenomonadales; Geminigeraceae
Exons: 1
Coding region: 185-580 (131 amino acids)
Source: RefSeq, a predicted model, not a curated record
CCAGAAUCCUUUUACCCUGUAUCCUUUCUGAUUGUACUGUGGACUCUUCCCCCUUUUAUCUGCCGGCCUCACCUUGGCUCUUCCUUCUUCGGCAAGCAGAUCAUUCUUGUUUCAUCUCCUACAUUCCUUGUUUCGUUCAUCUCCUUUGCCCUGCACGUAAACCUACGACAACGACGAAUUACUGAUGUGCAAUGACAAUCUGAUUGAAUUGAGGGAGACUGAAACAAAGCUGGCCACUAGAAUCAGUGGAAUGAUUCAUAUUACAGACUUAUAUUUCUACGACGAGUUGAGGCGUACAAAAGGACCGCAAGAAGCUGGAGAAUGGCUGCUGAGCCAGACGAAAUCCUGCACAACUACGAAUAGCACAGCAACUUCUUCACCUACAUUAAUCGCUGCUCGAGCCGAAUGGAAAGACAGGUGUCAUGGCAAGUGCAGGCUUGAUUGUGGCGAUUUUGACUGCAAGGGUUCAUAUGCGGCGAAUGAUAUAAUCGAGCAAAAGAAUGAUAGAUGUAUGAAGAAGAUAGGAUCGAAGAUCGGACUUCUGUUCACAGAUGCUGCUCACCUGCUAUUGCAAGAUUGAAUGUUCUUCUGUAUCUUAGAAUGUCGUGUUCAUAUACAAUUCAUUAAAUGUACAUAUAGCAAG